Molecule: messenger RNA, 1041 nt
Organism: Volvox carteri f. nagariensis
Lineage: Eukaryota; Viridiplantae; Chlorophyta; Chlorophyceae; Chlamydomonadales; Volvocaceae
Exons: 3
Coding region: 1-1041 (346 amino acids)
Source: RefSeq, a predicted model, not a curated record
AUGCAGGACAGGACCCUGUGCCGGGGCCAUUCACCGCCAUUCUACGAGGACCUGCUGAUCAGCCAGUUGAAGGUCCACCAGCAUAUGUACACGCCGUGUGCUGCGUCUACCGCCGCGUGUACCAUGCUGGCUGAUCGUAUUGCCUGCCACAUCGUGCAUUCGGACCCAGCUCUUGUGCAUCUGUCGUCUGAUCAUGCAGUUGAUCCGGCAGCUGCCACUCUGGACGAACUGGAGCUGAUCCUGCCGCAGCCGUCGAAUGUUGGUGAUGAUGGCAGUGAAAUCGACCGCUUCCCGGGCCGAGUGGAGGACCUUCUGACUGGCCGCGCACGGAUUGCGUUUGCGGCUGGUGGUCGUGACAGCCACGUGCUGGAUGACCGUCAUCCCGCCAUCCUCACCCUUUGCUUCCCCCAGUCCUUCCCAUACGGCUUUUCUGGUCAGCGCCCCCGCGGCAUGUCUUUUCCGGCAUAUUGUCGCCACCUACUGCACCGCGUGCCGCGGACGCAAUUCGGCGGCAACCUCAUGCUGCUGGCACGCAUCACGAAGUACACUGGCAAGAGCAUCAACGACAGCCAGGCGCAGCUGACAUGCAACGCUCUUACCCGAGUGCAGGACUUCCUGCUCGCUGGAAGGACGCCAACUCCGGGUGCUAGUGGGCCCACUGCCUUUGGCAACAUGUGUGCCACUGUGCAUCGCAUGACCGCUGCCAUUACGGCUGGUAUGGCGCUUGUCGCCAUGAAGCUGGACGGUCAUUCCACCUUCGAGGCGACGUUCGAAAGCGCAUACCUGCAGGUAGACGCGUUCACAGCGCUAUCUGCGGGCGCCGAGCAAUCUCCUGAGGCGGCGACUACAGCAGCAGUACUGGUGGAGGCUGAGGAGCAUGGCAGUUUGCAUCGGGCCUUAUGUGUGGAGUAUGUUGUGGGCCCGGCUUUAUACCCUAUACUUUGCGUGUUCACCACUGCAUCUCUCUUCCUUACAGCAACAACCUGUCCGCUUUACAAUUCGCGCGCUGCAUCUUCUCCUGUAACCGGCUUCGCACGUUAA